AUGAUUGGAUCAGGCAUUUAUACCAUGACGGGCAAGAUGGCCGCAACUACUGGCUAUGCGGCGGUGUUGUGCUAUGUCGUUGGUUUGUUGCCGACUGUGUUGGCGGGUCUGGUGUAUGCGGCCUUGUCCACCAGGUAUCCCAAGGCCAGCUCUUUGGCCCAUUGGCUCCAGCAAGCUUUUGGAAGCUCGGCCUUGAGUUUUCUCGGAGGUUCGGCGACCGUUUGCAUCUACAUGUUCGCCGGCGCAUCCACUACCCUGGCUGCAGCCCUGACUUCUUUCAAAUGGGCUGGUAUUGCGACUUCGGAAGAUUCCUUCGCCGUCUCUGUAGCAUGCAUCCUUCUGUUGACGUUUUGUCUGAUGCUCAACCUCUGCGGGUUGGAGGAGGCUUCGCUUGUUCUCAAGGGAUGCACCUAUCUAGAAUUAUCCGGCCUGGUGAUUGUCAUAGUUGCUGUUGCUCUGACGCCAUCAGCUUGGUCCAGCCUAUUGGGAAUAAACUGGACGCUGCUCCCAGAAGCUUCGCCGCAGCUCGAAGAUGACAUGCAAGCAUGGCUGUCUCAUGUCCUGGCCGGUGGAGCCUUUGUUGUGUUCAGCUUCGGCGGGUUCGAUUCCAUCGCAUCGCAAGCUGAAGAGACCCAGAACCCACAACGUGAUUUGCCACUCGCCUUUGGCCUCAGCCUAAUCGUUGUGGCCAUGCUCAACAUGCUGGUCAUGGUCUCAUCACUGUGUGUCGUGAACCCUGCAGACCUUUCCACGAGUCCAGACCCGUUGACAGAUGUCAUGCAGCGAACCAUGCCCUGGCUUCCUCGUGAAGUCUUCACUGUGAUCUUGUUGGCUUCUGCUGUGAACACUGUGCUGGGCAUUCAGAUCCACGUCAGCCGAACUUUGUGGGGAAUGUCGAACGACGGAGCUCUGCCGAGGAUUCUGGGCAGGACACGUGCCUUGUGGCGUGCCAACAGACCGCAGCCACAUGUUGCUUUGGUCGUGACAACUGCGGGCCAAGGAGUUCUGCUGGUAUUUGGGCUGCUCGACUUGGGACGAAACUGUGCCACAUUGCUGGUGAUCUCUUUCUUGUUGGCGCACAGUGCCUACAUCAGUGUACGCUGCAGAGAACUUGCGGGAGCUCAACAACUCUCAGGUCACAACUUCACGGUUGGUCUCUGGGUGCCUGUCCUUGGCUGGCUUGUGACGUCUUUCAUCUUGUACCAUGCUUUGAGCACCUGGGGCUUUAUCUUUCCUGCAGGCUGGGUCACAGUUUCUGCUGCAAUUUGGGCAGUGAACUGA
This is a messenger RNA of Symbiodinium sp. CCMP2592, 1281 nucleotides long. The record is from the annotation of a GenBank genome assembly. Lineage: Eukaryota; Dinophyceae; Suessiales; Symbiodiniaceae.